AUGCCUCCGCCGCUGGCGACUGGCGCGCCUGCAAAGGCCGCUAUAAAGGCGCACAGGGCCGUUGCUUUCUUCACCUCAGCGGGUGGCAGUCACUGCCUUGUCGGUAUGGUCGCCUCUACGCCGACCAUUACUCAAAGUGACGGCACCAUCGCCGUGCUUGUGCAGCCACGCCCGCUCAUCCUGGUUGCUCCUCAGAGGCAGCAGGAUGCGAGUAAGAACGGAGGAUUGGUUACUGGGCACCUCGUCAGCGCAUCUGACCCCUGCGUCGGAGGUCUCAUCACAACCGCCAUUUCAUCACCCAGGCAUGCAAAAGGCAACAGCAGUGCUGCAUCGUCUCUAAACGUGGGCGAUGUGGGCACCGUGAUGCCAGUUGAGGAGCUGCGAGAGAUGCUAGAGCAUCGAGACAUCCUUAAAGAGGACCUCGGAUCCAGCAAAGCCCGAGUGCGCGCCAUCGACGAACUUCUUCGAGACCAUACACAGCAGAAACACAGCAGCGCCACAGCAGCAUCCGCGCCUAACCCACUGCAGGCACCGCCCCCGCUGAAGGAGCACCUCCAUGCAGCUCGAAAGAGCGUCGAUGUCGCAGCAAAGGCCGCCAGAACUGCCGAGAAGGAGUUGCUGCUCGCACGCGCCGGACUACGAACGGUGAAGCCGCUCGCAUGGAUCGAUCUACAGCGGCGCCGUAGCGUUUCAUCUUCUCAGUUGUUGGUGAGUCUCAUAGAAACCGCUGUGGCGCCACUGCACGACCGCAUGUGUGCGUCAUUUAAUGACGUGGUAAUGCAAGCAGCCUCUCUGCCAAAGCGGCUCGCUGCCGUGAAGCCGAUGAGUGUGACAGUCGAUGAUACACAGCGGACGCUACGCUUCCUGAAGGCGUGGCCGGCCGUAGCGGCUGUCGAGAAGGAGCACAAGACCGCCGCUGCUCUGUACCGGUGGGUCGCUGCGCUCACCAAGGCGGCGGAGGCUCAGCAGCACCUGAGUGCAGCGCAGAAAGCACUCGCGGAAACAGCUUCGCAGAGCCCUGGUGCUGCACGGCAGUCGAAAGCGAUGGCGAGGUCAUCUGAGCCUUUAUCGCAGCCACCCCAAAAGCUCGGCUCUGUGGCAGAGGCGGCUCUGCGUAAGGAGCGCAAGGAUUACAUAGAGUACGUGCAGAUGGCAGAAGACGAGCUAGCCGCCUUAGAUGCUCUCAUAGCCGAGGCCGAGGCGCUGACCACCUCGUCCUGUCCCAAUGCCCAGGACUCGCCGGAAGGUGCAAAGACUAUUGUGCCGGCUUUGGUCGUGCCGGCAUCGUGGGUGGUCUGCGCAUUGCCAGUGGAAGAAGUUCCUCUAAUAGAGGCGUGCACCCACCAACCGCUUGGCAAGUCAGUAGAGUUUUCUAGUAGUGCGAGUCUCAUGCUGUCGUCAGUGACGAAGCCGCAGGAUCUUAUAGUACCCGAGCUGAGCCUUGCCGAGAUGCACAAGGAAUCCUCUGUUAGCGAGAAGAAGAGUAAUGGCUACCGAGGCACUGGUGUGAAUCAAUCCACCAGCAGCCCGCGAACUGCGGCUACUGCUCCUACGGGUGCGGAGAACGCGGCUCUUGUCCCAGUCACCGAAAUCGCCGCCGCAAGGAAGCGUGCAGAGGACGCGGAGGAAAAAACACGGCUGCUUGAGGCUCGCCUUUCCGCCGCCCUUCAGCAGAACCCGAGGGAGAUGGAAGUGCAGUUGCUGCGUGACGAACUGGAUGCGAAGCGCACAGAGCUGCAUCGUGUCACAGAGGAGCGAGAUCGGCUCCUGCAGGAGCGAUGCGAGAGAAGCUCUCGAUACGCGUCCAACGCGUGGCGUUCCAUGGCAGACGGUGCAUACGGCGAUGACACAUCUCAGUCCGGGUCUGGCCAGUGUGUGCAGCAGCCGUCAACCCCGCGCGACACUGUCGACCGCAGCGUUGUCGAAGAGCUGGAGGAUCAGCUGACAGCUGCUCAUCAGCGCAUCUCUGAGCUUCUCAUAGAGGUGGGCGAGUCGAGCUGCCGACCACCAACACUAGCAGCCCUCUUUGCGGCACAGAGAGUCGUCAAAAGUGGCUGCGUUACCAGCGCGCAAGGCGACCGCUCACACAUCUCUGUGCGGCAGUCGCCAUCAGCGGAGGGGAUCAACAGCGCACCGCACUCCACCAGCGGCACGCCGUGGCAGCGGUCACCGAGAGGUACUGUUGUGUCGCCGGGUCGACUCCCGUCUCUGCCAACGAUAACACCGGAUAUGUAUGAUGACCUGCAAGCUCGCCUGUGCGCUGUCUCAGCCGAGCUGGAGGCCCAGCGGCAAGGGACACACCGGCUGGAAGAACAGCUCAACGAUGCACUGCACCGGAAAGGUGAGGCGGAGCAAAUUGUGUCGGCGCAGCAGCACGAGCUCGAAGAGGUGUGGGAGAAGCUUGAGGCAGCGGAGGCCCGCGCCGAGGAGCAGCACCUGCUUACCCAACAGCGUCUCUUUCUCACUCAGGCGCAGUACUUUCCUUCACAACCGCACAUGCUUACGCCGCUGUCCUCCUCGUCCACCAUGGCCAACACCAACUUUUCCCAAACUCAGAAACCUCCCUUGGCGUCUGCGAGUUCGCCGACACCGCACACGCACCUCGCACUCAGUGUGCAGGAUGCCUUUACCAACGACUCAACGCUAGGUGCCGCUGACGCAGAGGUCAGAUCGCAGGUUGACGAGGAUGCCAUGACAGCUGUUACCAGCGCGAACACCGCCUGUGGCAGCGCGUCUCCCCUGUCGAUGGACGUGUACUCGCAUAGCCUGAGGAGUAGCGUAUUUCCGACCUUUGGAGGUGGCAGUGGUGGAGUGGCUGCCGUGGCAGCAGCAGCCACUGCGGCGGACCCCUCCGUUGCCAGCCCUUACAGCCGCGGGCCCUCGGCUCUCCAAUCGAGACCGGUGGAAAAGCUAAGCAUGAUUGAGCUACGACACGAGGUACACCGCCUCCGUGAAGAGGUGGAGCGGUACCAGUCUGGAGAGCUGCGAAUGGCGAUGGAGCUACAAACGCUGCGCGAGAAGCAAAAGGCGGAACGCAAGCGUCGCCGUGAUGCACGCGCGGCCCGCAUGCAGAUGCUGGUGCGCAUGCAGGGUAACAUCGCCGGCGUUAUUGAGAGGUCCACGAAUGAGCUGGAGGCGAUCCCGGUCCUGCUCGAGCGCUGCCGUGCGGAAGCAGAGGCCCUCAUGGAAACGCGUCGAAUGGGUCGGUAG
Leishmania braziliensis MHOM/BR/75/M2904 is the source of this 3210-nucleotide messenger RNA. RefSeq lists its product as hypothetical. NCBI's taxonomy places the organism in Eukaryota, Euglenozoa, Kinetoplastea, Trypanosomatida, Trypanosomatidae. The transcript has a single exon. The coding region runs from base 1 to 3210 and encodes 1069 amino acids. The record is from RefSeq and is a predicted model, not a curated record.